Wasmannia auropunctata (little fire ant) is the source of this 1527-nucleotide messenger RNA. RefSeq lists its product as uncharacterized. The coding region runs from base 76 to 1317 and encodes 413 amino acids. The transcript is spliced from 8 exons. The record is from RefSeq and is a predicted model, not a curated record. NCBI's taxonomy places the organism in Eukaryota, Metazoa, Arthropoda, Insecta, Hymenoptera, Formicidae.
GUUCCGCCGGAUGUUAACCACAAGCCACAGUUUUAUACUCUUCCAACUUGAGCAUUUAAUCUCAAACUGCAGAAAAUGGUCGCAUUGUCUGGAAGUUCUAGUCGGUCCGCGUGGUUUUUCCUAAUUGCGCUGGUAACAAUGCAUCGAUCCGCGGGAAAACCGUCGCAGCUGAUAGUAUGCAGUCAGCCGGACAGUUUCACGGUCCAAAUAACCGAAAACGAAUAUGUUGUUUACGGCACCGAAUUAUUAAUCAGGUACAACCCACACGUCGGAAUUUUCUCCUAUCCCGAAAUCAAACCAGUGAAUGUUGCCUUCGACGAGACCUUCAUAGAAUUCAAAGGAUAUAUGUCACCUGAAUAUCCAUUAGCCAAACAGUUAUCCGAAAAACUUUCUUGGAACGCUAGUGGUAUCAUUUUAGGAAUCGGUACGCUCCAAAAACUAGGCAAGGAGGAUUAUGCAGUCCAAGACUGUCGUUUAUUUUUACCGACGAAUAUCAAAGGCAGCACUAAUCUACCAAGAACUGUGGAAGAGGCAAUUAUUUAUUACGUUCAAGCUUGUGCCAAAGAUCGUCUUUGUCAAAGAAUAGGGAUGAUAAAGGAGGAACAACUUCAAAAUAUCAAUAGAUACGAAGAAUAUGGACUUAAUAUAGCCCGAACUAUUUGUCCUAACAAUCCGAGAGUUGAUUUAAGCAUGAACAUGCUCGUGGACAUUCUUCUCAAAAAAGCGAUAAACUACGUUAAGCAGAACGGAAAAUCUAUAAUUGAAAUUCCUGACGUAACAGAAACAUACAACAUGGGACUUGGAAUGAAAUGUCAUUUCGAAACAGACCAUGGAACCUUCGAAGAUCUCUCGACUUUGAAAAGAACGGAAAAUGCAGUUAUAUCCAAUGUAGGGCAAACACAUAUUGUACAAGCUGGCUUUGGACUUUCCACGGCUAAGUUUAAAUAUAAUUAUUACAAGCUUAAAGUUGGCUUAAUGACGGUCUGUGGCAAAAUACUCGGAACUGUUGAUGGAUUAGGAAUAGCGGCAAAACUAGUCAUCGAUUACACUAAAACAUGCGGCGUGAAUGUGGAGUACGUCAAAGUGACAGAACUUGGCAAAAUCAAUCUAAAAAUGACUGGUCUAGGUCCACUCAGUAAUUUGACAUCCAAAAUAUUGACUUGGUUGACAAGAAUGUGGCAAGACAAAAUUGUUAAAAUGGUCGAAGUUAAUGUCAGGAAUAUUGCUGAGGAACAAUUAAGCGAAAUCAUUUGUGAAAAUUAUAAAAAUAAUAUAUAUACUUCCUUGAAUUAUACUCACGCAAGCCUUAUAAAUUAAAACAAUCUUUCGAACCAAAAAUUGUUAUAUUAAGUAAACCAAAAGAUAAACACGAAUUUGAAAAAAGGCCCACAUAUAUAUGAUAUACAAAUUUAAAAUACGAUAUUACUUGUACAAUUAAUACUUUCGCUUUUUAUUUCAUGUGAAUAAUUAUUACGUCAAAAAUUUUAUAAAAUUAGAUAUUUUUUAAAUAUAAAGAAUGACUUUAUA